Oryzias melastigma (Indian medaka) is the source of this 1596-nucleotide messenger RNA. RefSeq names its product alanine--glyoxylate and serine--pyruvate aminotransferase b (gene agxtb). The record is from RefSeq and is a predicted model, not a curated record. The transcript is spliced from 11 exons. Gene Ontology annotation, cellular component: peroxisome. Bases 52 to 1344 code for a protein of 430 amino acids. NCBI's taxonomy places the organism in Eukaryota, Metazoa, Chordata, Actinopteri, Beloniformes, Adrianichthyidae. Gene Ontology annotation, molecular function: L-serine:pyruvate transaminase activity; L-alanine:glyoxylate transaminase activity.
GUUUCCCUGAGUCCCCGCGACCUGCGAAAGGACCCUCUGGACUUGGACACCAUGAUGCAGCGGGCUUUGUUCAGCAGGAGCGCGCUGCUCGCUCAGCAGGCUGCGGCGGCUCUCGACGGCGCGCUGCUCGGGAGGAGUGCGUCUGCGCUGCAGCGCGUGGAGCGUUCCAUGUCCUCGGUCACCAUCCCGCCGCCAGCGGGCAUUCUCCGGCCACUUGAAGUCCCCAUGCGUUAUCUGUUCGGACCGGGACCCUCGAACGUUCCUCCACGAGUUUUGGCCUCAGGUUCCAGGCCAAUCAUUGGUCACCUGCAUCCAGAAAUGUAUCAGAUCAUGAACGACAUCAAAAAGGGGAUCCAGUACGCCUUCCAGACAGAAAAUAACAUGACCAUAGCGAUGAGCGGCUCCGGCCACGCAGCCAUGGAGUGCGCGGUGUUCAACGUGGUGGAGCCCGGAGAGAGCGUCCUGGUGGCGAUCAACGGCAUCUGGGGAGAGAGAGUGGCGGAAAUUGCAGAACGGAUGGGUGCAAAUGUACACACAAUAGUGAAAACGCCUGGAGGAUAUUAUACCAAUGAAGAAAUUGAGCAGGCCAUCCAGAAACACAAGCCUGUUUUGUUUUUCCUCACACAUGGAGAGUCCUCCGCUGGUCUCUGUCACCCAGUAGAUGGCAUUGGAGACAUCUGUAGAAAACAUAACUGUCUCUUCCUGGUCGACACAGUCGCAUCACUUGGAGCAGCACCGAUUUUUAUGGACAAACAAAAAAUUGACAUCCUGUACACUGGUUCUCAGAAGGCACUGAACGCACCUCCUGGCACUGCACCCAUCUCUUUUAAUGACAGAGCAUGCCACAAGAUGUUCAACAGAAAAACAAAACCAGUGUCUUACCUCUUUGAUAUGACACAUCUGUCCAACUACUGGGGAUGUGAUGGAAACGCAGCCAGAGCAUAUCAUCAUACCGGGCCGGUGUCUGGAUUCUUCGCCCUGAGGGAAAGUUUAGCGAUACUUGCUGAAAAGGGUUUGGAAGAGUCUUGGAGGAAACACAAAGAGGUGGCGGCCUACCUCUACAAAGGGCUGGAGGAUCUCGGUCUCAAGCUCUUCAUCCCUGAUAGGGAUAUGAGGCUUCCUUCCGUUACCACAAUAGCAAUCCCUCAAGGUUACGACUGGAGGGAGAUGCUGAGCUACAUAAUGAAGCACCACCAGAUGGAAAUGACAGGAGGACUGGGGCCUUCCAUCGGCAUGGUGAUGAGGAUCGGAUUAAUGGGAUACAACUGUGAAAAGAGUAACGCUGACAAAGCACUUCAUGCCCUGGCAGAUGCUCUGAAGAACUGCAAAAAGAGCAAGGCUUAAGAGCUCACAUCCCCAGAGAGCUGACUGUCAGUCCAUCCAUCUAUGAAACAAUAAGCGUCUCCUCGUGGAAGACAAAUGAAACAAUGUAAAAAAAUGGUAAUUAUUUUGUGGUUUUCUCCACAAGGAUUUUAGAGUAGCCCUAUUGUAUAAAUUGGUUAAAUAGUUUAGUUUUGAAAAAUAAAAAUGUUGAUAUUGUCAUAUGACUCAUGCUGAGUGCACUUACAAUGUCAAUAAAGCCAUUAUUUUAUCAAA